Mytilus californianus (California mussel) is the source of this 1532-nucleotide messenger RNA. RefSeq names its product protein slit-like. The coding region runs from base 76 to 1092 and encodes 338 amino acids. The transcript is spliced from 12 exons. Gene Ontology annotation, molecular function: protein binding. Gene Ontology annotation, cellular component: plasma membrane. NCBI's taxonomy places the organism in Eukaryota, Metazoa, Mollusca, Bivalvia, Mytilida, Mytilidae. The record is from RefSeq and is a predicted model, not a curated record.
GAUUGUUUAACUUUGCAUCAUCUGACACAGGACGCGUUUACAUGAAUUGGAGGAAUACGGAGAAAAAGUUUAAACAUGUUGUAUCCAGUAAUUAUCAUUCUGACCGUCAGCACGAUACAUGAAAGUUAUGCUUCCUGGUGCUCUAAUCAGACUCAGGCAAUGUGUUCGUGCUUUCAGACAUCGAUUUCGUGUUCCGAACAGCCCAGUUUAACGCAAAUACCUAGUAAUAUUCCAACAGAUACCACGUACUUAGACCUCACUAGAAAUGGUAUAACUUCAGUAGACGCAACUUCAUUAUCUGGAUUAACAUUACUUACAAGGCUAGCAUUAGAAGGAAACCAACUGUCCAGUAUAGAACCCGGGGUAUUCAACGGUCUUUUUUCAUUGAUAAUUUUAGGUUUAGAAAGAAACCAACUGUCCAGUAUAGAACGCGGGGUGUUCAACGGUCUUUUGUCAUUGGAAUCUAUACACCUGUUCGAGAACAAGAUUAUUUCAAUAGAAGCAAAUGCAUUCUAUGGAUUAACAUCACUUAUGUAUCUAAGUUUACAUACCAACCACAUUUCCAAUAUAGAACCCGAGAUGUUCAAAGGUCUUGUUUCAUUGAAGAGCUUAGACCUAUACGGUAAUAAUUUGACAACAGUAUCAGCCAAUCUGUUUGAUUCAACGACAAAUUUAGAAGAAUUGGAAUUACGAGGAAAUCUGCUGAUGUGUUGUACCAUGAUAGGUUUGAUUGAAUGGGCCCGAAAUCAAACCAGAUUGGACUCUUUUACUGGAAGAUGCUCUGAUUUCAACCAAACAAAUGAUAUAAAUAGCUUUAAUUCAACAAACUGUCCAGUUGACGGCGAAUGGGGAUCCUGGUCGACUACGCCAUGUUCCGUUACCUGUGGAAAUGGUUUUAUAUUUCGAUAUAGAAGUUGUGACAGCCCAUUUCCUUCUAAAGACGGACAACUUUGUGUUGGCACUAAAUUUGACUUCCUAAAUUGUAGCUUGGGGAAUUGUCCAGAACCAUGCAAAGAAUCAGACAAAACAUCAGAAUGGAAGAAAGCAAAAGAAGGAAAGUGGAGAAGAAACCGCAGAAGACAAUUACAUUAAAGACAAGAUAUAUGUUGAAAAUGGAUAUGUGGGACACUAAAAGAACACAUUAGUUGUUUUUAUUUCUAAAAAGAUUGACACGGGAAUUAUAUUUAGUUUUGUCGCUUCUUAUCUAAGAUUGUUUAAAUUAUUUCUUUUGCGUUAUACAACACCUAUUUUUACCUUUUGUGUAAAGAAGAACAUUGUUAUUUAGUUUUGGUGGCAUAAUUUGUAUAAAAUGCAUAUUCAUUAUAAACAAAAUAUUCUAUAUAUUUUACACAUAUAUAUUUAUAGACAAUAGUAAAAUCAGGUUAUAAAACAAUGUAUUUUGGGAUAAUUACGUUUAGACUAUAUCAUGUUGCAUUGUGGGAUUAUAGAUACGUUUAUGUUGACAUUUAUGUUGCUGUUAUUAUAUAUCUUAUGUUUAAUUUCUGUUUUAUUAAAAGUGGGUAUCAAUUCAU